AUGAAGUCUGAAUUCUGCCAACAGUCCCAAAUAAAUUUUACUGCAACUAAAAAGUUCUGCACGACACUAGAGAAUGAGAGCACACCACCAGAGCAAAGAGUAGAAGAUGUGCGACUGAUUCGAGAUCAGCAUCCAACAAAAAUACCAGUGAUUAUUGAAAGGUACAAGGGGGAGAAGCAGCUUCCAGUUCUGGAUAAAACGAAGUUCCUGGUACCAGAUCAUGUCAACAUGAGCGAACUAAUCAAAAUAAUCAGACGACGCCUGCAGCUGAAUUCCACUCAGGCUUUCUUCUUACUGGUGAAUGGACACAGCAUGGUGAGCGUGUCAACCCCUAUAUCGGAGGUGUACGAAAGUGAAAAGGAUGAAGAUGGAUUCCUGUACAUGGUAUAUGCCUCUCAGGAAACUUUUGGAGUGCAAUCUUCUGUGUAAGCCAUUCAAGUGGCUUCUAGUCUAAGAUUUUGGUUUUACCUUCUACACCCCAGGCCCACCCCAGGUAAAAGAAAGGGAUGUCACCUACUUCUCUCAAUACCGUAGCAUAGUUUUGCUGUAGCAGGUGUCCUUCUCUUACCUUGCCUUGUUUGUGAAUAUUAAACAGCUGAGUGCGAGUACAGACAAGCAUUAAUCCAGCUUUGAAAACCUGCUGUCAUUUCACACAGGCACGCUUGUUCUAAGUCUCUGGACUUCCUGAAUAGAGCCAUACUUUGCACAUUCAGAUUGCUAGCACAAGAAACAUUUGACUGACUUCAGUGAUGCAGGAAAUGGCAGUUUCCAGUAGCGAACUAAAGUGUGUGUGUGACAUCUUUGUUUACUCCUCUUAGAGCAACUAGAAAGUGCUCCUUUUCAUGGAAAGAGGGUUCCUUUUUCCAUCAUGGAGCAAAUGUAUAAAGGUCUAAAGUGUAAGUUUGUGUAUAUUUAGUACAUCUCUGGAAGCAUUUGCCUCAGUAGUUGCAGAAAGUCAGGGCAAGUGGUGAUGGGGUAAUAGUUUUCUGGUAUUGCUACUGCAUAAGAUAAGAUGCCAAGUUCUUGAUUAUUAUUCAUACCAAACCCCACAGCUUUACUCUAAUUUUAGCAAGGAUGUAUAUUAAGAUUAUUCCAGGCUAGCCCCUGAACACACUUAACAUUAAGAGAAACCUCUAUCUAUUAAGAAUCUUCUAGUUUCACUGACACAAAUGGCUGCCCCCUCUGAGCUAGCUUUCAGUGGAUAGUCCCUCCUAACCUGAGGGUCAGCUUUUUUCCCAGAAAAUAAUGGGGGUUGUUUGGUUAAAAGAAUUUGCUUCCAUGAACAUGACUGGGUGAUAAGAUGGAGCCACUAAAAAUGGGUAAAGCCCCCAUUGCGAUCUUGGUCUUAGUUUUACUAAGAUGCACCAUUCCAGCUUAUUUCUUCUUGAUUACUGUUCCCUGUACUCAGCUAAAAGGUCAUUUAUAAACUCUUCAGUGCUCAAAGUCAAACUCAAAGACAAACUUUGUUUAAACACUGUUCUACUGAAGACAUUGGAUUCAAACAUACAAUUAAAAACAUGAAUCUAGCUGUCAGUUGCUUGUUUGUUCAGGUGAUAACUAAUGGGGGAAAUGCUUUAUAAACUCAUUUCACAUUCAGGAGUUUGUUUUAAAGUUAUGAGGAACAACCAGCUAGUCUAUCACUGAAGCUUCUGCCAAUUGCAUGGAGUUACUAGUAUCAUGAAUAGGGAUACAUCCUAUGCAGAGGGUUCUAAGUAGGAUCAGUGUUCUGACACUGGAGUCGCUGUAAAGAUUUGCAGGCUGAGAUUUACCCUUGUAUAUCAUGUGUAAGAAUUAAUUAUAUCUGUAAGUGGAAAUUUACUUACUUCUGGGGGAGAGGCAGGAGAGAAGCAAUACUACUGCAUCUUGGCACUCUGUACAACAUCCAGGUGUAUAAAUUGUAUCUACACCUUUCUGCAUGCAUCUUGUUCACUAUACUUAUUUAAUUUUUAAAUGUUCAUUGUUUUUUUACUUAAUGUAAACUCUAGAAGCAGCUUGUCCUAUGUUUAAUUUUGUGUAAAACUGUCUUAACUCAUGAGUCAUUCUUGUAAUUACUGUGAUCAAUGACUGAUUCCUGUACAAAUGUUGCUUUUUUAAAAAAUUAAUACAGUGCUUGAUAUGA
Molecule: messenger RNA, 2119 nt
Organism: Pelodiscus sinensis (Chinese soft-shelled turtle)
Lineage: Eukaryota; Metazoa; Chordata; Testudines; Trionychidae
Source: RefSeq, a predicted model, not a curated record